UACGAGAUGGCAAUUUGAGUUAUUUACUUACGACAACAUAGUUUUUGUUUGGUGGUAAUUUAAAUAUGUGUGUGGUUUAGAAAUGUUAAUUAUGAAAUGCUGAUUGAUAUAAUUGUGUAUUAAAUAUGAAAUAUGCUACUAAAAUAUUUUAAUUUUGUGGAAAAUUGUGACAAUGAUGUAUUUACAUUUAAGAACAUGUUUAUUUCUCACGAGUUUACAUUUCACAGUUGUAUACACAGCUUUAGUCCAGAUGCGUGUGGUAAAAGAUACAGCUAAUUAUGGGAGUUUUGGAAAUAUUUAUGGGGAUACUGACAAUACCAAUCAGCUAUAUACUUCAAUCCCUCCAGCAAAUUUUAGUGGACCAACAUUACUGAAGAGAUUGGAUGGAAAAUGCUAUAAUUUGACUCAGGAAAGGUAUAAAUAUGAACUGUGUCCUUUUCAAAAUAUUACUCAGUAUGAAAUUUCUCCUAGAUGGAAUGCAUAUCAUGGAAUUUUGGGGUAAUAAUAAUUA
Stegodyphus dumicola is the source of this 511-nucleotide messenger RNA. Its product is annotated as N-acetylglucosamine-1-phosphotransferase subunit gamma-like. The record is from RefSeq and is a predicted model, not a curated record. Gene Ontology annotation, cellular component: Golgi apparatus. NCBI's taxonomy places the organism in Eukaryota, Metazoa, Arthropoda, Arachnida, Araneae, Eresidae.